Messenger RNA from Rhizoctonia solani, 642 nucleotides. RefSeq lists its product as uncharacterized. The transcript has 4 exons. The record is from RefSeq and is a predicted model, not a curated record. The coding region runs from base 1 to 642 and encodes 213 amino acids. NCBI's taxonomy places the organism in Eukaryota, Fungi, Basidiomycota, Agaricomycetes, Cantharellales, Ceratobasidiaceae.
AUGCUCGCGUUUACCCGCCUCACCAGCGUCAUCUUUUUCGUUCUCUCUUUGAGCUGGUUGGUUUGCGCGCUUCCUAGGCCUACACCUGUGAUGCAUGGUCAAAAACCUGGAACGGCGCAUGCACUUUCGGUGCGUGGACACCAUGAGGGUGCAGGAAAUAUAAAGGUCUUGCUGGGUGCCGUAGUCGAUCUCAAAGCCAAGGUUGUUGCUCGUGCUGAUGUGAUCAGUAACAUCCAAAUCGGCGCUCACGUCCAAGCCCAAGCCGAGGUAGACCGCCUGAUCGCCGAUAUCGAGCUCUGCUCGAGUACGAUCGCCGAAUUGAAAACCCUGAACAUCGACGCUCAGUUAAAAGCUUCGAUCGCCGGACACGUUCUCGUUAUCAUCAAGGCUAUUAUUAAAAUCUGCGGUUCACUCAGUGUCAAGUUUGGAAUCCAAGUGUUCUUCGAGGUUUUCGCCAAACUUGACGCGAGUUUGAAAGUUUUGCUUCGUGGGCUUGAUGGAUGUAUGGAUGGCUUCCUUGUGAUCCUUGCCAAACUGUUGGUGGAGGCUGAUAUGAGAGCGCUUGCCGAGGCUAAACUUAUUCUCUGCCAUGAUAUGUUGGUUCUGAUUCGCGCUGCCGUCGGGAUCGUGAUUGGUGCUUAA